CUACUUUAGACAAUAAAGUUUGUUGCAUGUUUUUCCUAUAGCUCACUCCCCAUCAGCCGUGAUGUCAACUGGGUCAUCAGGGAAAGAACAAGAAGACUCUCAAGAGUUAAAUGAUGACAGUGAGCAGAGACCUCAUGGACACUUCCCUAGUCUCCACAAGUUUUCAGCACACAGAGCAUACUGGGGACAGAAACUCCAAGACAGCCAGGAACAACUGCUGUCUCAUGUCUUGGAUGAGACCAAAAGUCACACUCAGCACCUUGCAAUGGUGAAUAACAUCAUCCUGACCCGCUUUGACUUUUGGACUCUGGGUUUGCAGCAGGACAUGGAGGGAACGAUCCUGAACUCUUGUCUCAAAAUGAUUGAGAAGAGAGUAGAGAACCUGUUUGCUGCAGACAGCUAUGUCAUUUCCUCUUGGUUCCCACCAUCAUCGAGGAACCCCAUGGAUCACCUUCCGGAUAAUGCAGCCAGUCUGCAGUGGAUUAUUUUCCCAGUGUCCGUACCUGGACAUUGGACACUCUGUGGCCUACCAAAGCAAGAGUUCUCCAACAACUGCGGCGUGUUUGUUUUGAUGGUGUCCCUGUUCUCCCUUUUUCUGAGUUACAGGUGGAGUGGGUGUCAGCAACAAUCAGAGCACAUCUCGAUCAGGUGUGCUCUGCCCCUUAAAAGGCUGGCCAGAUUGCUCGCGCUCUCUCUCUUGCGCUACCUACGGGACGAGGUUGGCUCUCCCGGACGCCAGUACCUUUGCUCUGUUUUGUUUUUGAAGAUUUGGCUGGUGUUUGUAGUUUGUUCCGUUGAAUAAAUAUUCUAAAAGAGCCACAGUUCACCCGACUCGUCUCCCUCCUUGCCACAGUCUUGAGCCGGGCUGUGACAAAAUGUAUCAUUGGGAAUACGCCUGACAUUAUAUUAACCAGUACCUCUUGACUUACAGUACACUCUGUACAUUGUAAUGGGGGCCAAGUGCGAUUUCAGCGAGGAAAACAUGCUGCAAAUUAGGAGAUGGUGGUGUCUCACUCUCCUGCAGAACUUCCCCAUGCCGUCUGAAGAAGACCGAUUGCAGGACAGGAAACGGCGAC
Molecule: messenger RNA, 1076 nt
Organism: Pleuronectes platessa (European plaice)
Lineage: Eukaryota; Metazoa; Chordata; Actinopteri; Pleuronectiformes; Pleuronectidae
Exons: 10
Coding region: 62-802 (246 amino acids)
Source: RefSeq, a predicted model, not a curated record